AUGGUUGCUCGUAUACAAGCCAAGAUAAAUGCACCUUGCAAGGAGCAAAAAUGCGUUCCUCUAGCGACAGCGAAGCAUACCGCACAGCCAUCAUCAGAACUUGCAUCACCAUCACAACCACAGCAGUCUAAGCUUGUUCGGCGAAGGGGUUCUUCAGAUGCACCUAAGCUCACACCGUUGUUAAAGCACCGUAGGAAUCAUUCUUCGCCAACGGUUGGGGGAGGUUCAACAGCAGACAGCAGCCGAUCUAGGAGUAGAAAACGCCCGGGUGAAUCGAGCGAUUCAGAAAAAUCAUUCUCUUUCACACGCUUCAUAGUUACCGAAUCAGAAGCGAACUUUCCCCAAUCGACAAUUAACCGAUCUAAACGCUCGAGGAUAGACAUCCCACAAGGUCGGUCACACACCCGGUCUCCUCAGCUGAGUUCAGAGAUCACGUCUACAGUGGAUGUCAAUCUGUCCAAUGACACCUCCGCCAAUAUCAUGAUAUCAGACACACCUAACAAGAACAACAUUGUUGAUGUCGAUGAAGACAGCCUAUCGGGGGCCGAUCAAGUGAAGCGAAAGCUACAACUUGACCUUGCUCGUCUACUGAAUAGUGAGCCAGAUUACACUGGCAUACUACGUGAAGUUAUACCGCCCACGAAGCAACUUUAUGCGAUAAGAUGGCAUCGCAAACCCUACAGUGACCUGGAGAUUGAAUUCAGCAAUUUCAACCGAGCAUUGAUCCAUUGGGAAGAUCUUCUCAAGAGGCUCACGGCUUCCACUGGUAUCGCACAAUAG
This is a messenger RNA of Pyrenophora tritici-repentis Pt-1C-BFP, 780 nucleotides long. RefSeq lists its product as uncharacterized. The record is from RefSeq and is a predicted model, not a curated record. Lineage: Eukaryota; Fungi; Ascomycota; Dothideomycetes; Pleosporales; Pleosporaceae.